AUGGCACUCGCAAAGCCUGUCCGCUCGGCUGUGCCCCUCGCCAACACAUUGCCCGAGGAGCGCCGCCGCUCCUCCGCCGACGAAAACGAUGCCCAACUCGUCGUGCUCACAGACAUUGACAAGACACAGGGUGAAUUCGACUAUUCCGAGGGAGGCCCGGCGGCGUGGGGCCUUCGCGGCUGGCUCCUGGCGUACCUCUCCAACAUCAUCCUGAGUGGCAGCUCUACCAAUGCCAUCGGCUGGAUCAUGGGGAUAUACGUCUUCGUCUCGUAUUUCUUUAGCGUGCAAAUCGGCCGCAUCUUCGACGCAAGAGGUCCGCGGGAACUCAUCUUCAUCGGCACCGUCUUCCUGAUAGUGGGCACGUUUACAUUGGCUCAGUGCACAGGUCAGUCCGGAUCGAUCCCGAGGUUGAAAGCCUUGCAGUCGCUUCUGCCGCGAGUGGGCUCGCCAUGGACCGUGCGCGUCAUCGGGGUUGUGUUGCUGCUGCUCUGCAUUGCCAGUCUUGUCCUGUGCAAAAGCCGACUCCCCCCCCGACACACCUCCCAGUUGUGGCGCCAGAUGCUGCCGAGCUGGCACAUCUUUCGAGACGGCACAGGCGCCAUGGCCUUUACUUCUGCCGGUGUCUUCUUCGUGGAAUGGGCCUAUUUUGUCCUAAUCACGUACAUCCCCAGCUACUAUCUCACUCGCCAGGGUCUGUCCGGUACCGAUGCCAUCGGCGGCGACGCGGCGUUUGCUUACCAGCUACUAUAG
Messenger RNA from Cordyceps fumosorosea ARSEF 2679, 750 nucleotides. Its product is annotated as Major facilitator superfamily domain, general substrate transporter. The transcript has 2 exons. NCBI's taxonomy places the organism in Eukaryota, Fungi, Ascomycota, Sordariomycetes, Hypocreales, Cordycipitaceae. The record is from RefSeq and is a predicted model, not a curated record. The coding region runs from base 1 to 750 and encodes 249 amino acids.